This is a messenger RNA of Coregonus sp. 'balchen', 8173 nucleotides long. NCBI's taxonomy places the organism in Eukaryota, Metazoa, Chordata, Actinopteri, Salmoniformes, Salmonidae. The record is from the annotation of a GenBank genome assembly.
UGCCCUACUUCUCUCCCGCGGCACACAGUGCGCAUGCCCAGGAUCUCGUGAGCGAUAUUGUUGUGCUGUGUUUGAUAGCAACCGUUUCACAGUAUUUCAGUAAACUAGUAACUUAUUGUGUCUUUUAAGAAUAUCAGUUAACAUGGCAGAUCCAAGAAUACGACAGAUUAAAAUCAAGACUGGCGUUGUUAAGCGGUAAGUGCAGUUUUUAAUUCAUAACAUCUUAAAAGAUAGCAGGCUAGCUAGUUAACUGACUAACAUGCUACACCCACAAGGCCGCGGAUACCUACGGCUCGAGACAGAAGUCAGACUGUGCGUCGAGAACAAUUCGCCGUUAUAGAUUUAACUAUACACCGGUGCUUUAGGGAGGUGCAUGCAUUGUCAAUUAAAACAAGGCAGUAGCAAGGACAUAAGAACCUGUACUUCAUAACAUAUUUUAAUAAUAUACAUUUUAUGUUGUUGAGUGACUUUCGCAUUUUUAUACAAUGUUUAAACCAUUUAUAGUAAGUGCGUGUGUGCUAAUGUUAGCAAGUCAUCCCUGUUAGUAAGUGUUGCCUAAUGGUAAGUGGCUAGCAUACAAGCUAGCAUGCAACAUACUUUGCAUUCUCUUCUCGACAAUCAUUAUGGAUGCAAAUCUGAUGUUAUGACAACCCCUGAUAUGUACUGUUGUGCUACUUUUUUUUAUUUUUUUUAUGUAUCCUAUUAUUUUCAAUGUAAAUCUUGCUCAGGCCUUGUGAAUAAAAAAAACUAAAAAUCUACUUUGCAUUCUCUUGGCAGGUGCGCAAUAAGCAGUCGCUACAUGGCCUUACUAUGCUACAGUACUAGCAUUGUUUUCUCUUGUCAUCUCUGCCCAAGGUGCAAGCAAUGCACUCGUCAGAGCCAUAUAGACCAUGCUUUGCUAGCUAAGUGUUCAUGUGAAUGUAGGCUAAAGGCCUAUUUAUGGUCAGUGACCGUACAAUUGUAAACAUAAGCCUAAAUGCAGGCAUUUGAUGCACUGCAGCUGAUUUUCUGCAAGCUCAUUCUCAUCUGAGCCAGGUUCUUUUUGUUGACAAGGCAAUCAGUUUUAGCUUAGAGUUGCACAGUUAGGCCCUGGCUGCAAAUUACUGAUGUUUUCCCUGACGGGGCAUUCCCUCCCUACAGUCCAACAUCUGACUAUAAUCUGUUAGUUAAAAAAAUUAAAUGGAACACACAAAAGUAGUCACGAUUAGAUCUAUUUCACUAAUCAUACUAAUAUUUUCAGCCUCCUUUUAUUUCUGAUGCAUCCUAAUCUUUUAUCGGAAGGACAGAACAAGAAUGUGAUAUUUUAAUUCAUGUUCUCCUGAAAGCUAUUCAGUAGCUUCUAUUCAUCAAAAAAUUCCAUCACAACACUGGACAUCAUCCAUAUAUAAUCUAGCUAAUCCAUAAAUAGAAUAGUAGGCCUAAGCAUGGAGAGGAUUUUUUGCUCACCCUCUCUUAUCACCGCCUGGUUCACUCCCUCCGUGGCCCUUUGUGUAAAUGUGCUAUCGAUUUGUGUUUUGAUUAGGGUCACAAUACUAACGGGCUCCCUGAUGAGUGUGGGUAAUGGCGGUGGCGGCUGAGAAUUCUCCCUCAGAAGGUGAUGUUACAGAGAGGGUGUCUGAUGCAGUGGAAAAACUGUAGGCCCGCCGGUGUAUUGAGAGGUGGUGCUUUAUCAAGUUGGUUGAAACACAUCUCCAUUCUAGAAUGGCUUCAUUUACAUUCUAAAACGUCUCUAUUCUCAUUCCUUCCUAUGCGGCCCCAUUCAGAAUAGGUUGACUUCAUCAUCGGCUGUCCUAGGAAUGGAAGAUUUUACUGAGGCAUAUUAAGUAAGGAGAGGUCCAUUACCCAUUCAGCGCCUGUAGCAUGACCUUGGUAUUGGAACCUGCAGCCUCUGUUCAAAGUCAGAUGGAACAGACUGCCUUUGCGCUCUUUCUGUCUGUUUCUCGUGUAAUUCUGUACCCUACUAUAUCCUGUCUCUCUUUCCCUCUUUCUCUCAUGUCCCCCUCACUCUCUCUCUUUCAUUCUCACUAUCUCUUUCUCCCCCUCUCUCAUUCCUCAUAUGUUAUUAAAAGCCUAGCAGCUCCCUGUCGGCUCUCUCCCAGUAAGGCCUGUUCCAUUGGCUUUGUGGCUUUGUACAUUCCAGUCAGUGCCUCCUCUCUGCCCUAGCGAGGCGGAUGCCCUUAAUAAAAUGACAACAGUAAUUUGGCUUUGUCAUUCGGGCCUUGGCAUAGGGCUAGGCCGGUGCUCAAAAAUGCAGUGCUGCCGGAGGAGGAGGCGGCCGAAUGUGUGUCGGAUCUCUAAUUCCCUUUUUUUCCUUAUUUUCCAGAGAGAUGCCUUUUCCAUUAAGUCCAGGGUGGCAGGUCUAUUUAAAACCAGCCACGACCCCACCCCUCAUUCACACACACACACACACACACACACACACAGCCAGCGUUUCCAAGACCCAGCCAGAGAGAAAUAAGAAAUGAACAUCGGGACUGGAUGAGAGAAAGAGGAGGACGGACGGGGUGGGGGUGGACAUUUAGUUAUUAGACUCUCCUUCAGUUUUAUUCAAAUUAUGUCAAUCCCUUUUUCCUCUCCUUCCUCUCUUCCCCUCUCUCUUGUUGCUGCCUUCUUUCCCUCUAAAUAACCUCAGAGGAACCGAGGAGAGGUGGAGGGCUCCUCUGCUGUUCGUUGUUGCAUAUGCUGCCCGUUUAAACAGCGUCUUGAUGGAAACGUAUUAAAAUGAGCGGUAAUUGACAUAAAAUAUGACAGAGUGCUGUUGGCUUCCUCGGCUAAGCAAGGCGCCACUGCAACACUGAGGAGAGGGUGUUUCUGGGUAAUGUGCCUGAUUAAUGAAGGAUCACUCACACACACGAACCAACGCACACAGCUGAUUUUAUGAAAAAUGAAUUCCGCGUCGUCAUCCCGACAAGCAAAGCUGCAGCCGGAAAAAGACUAUUAGUCAGGAAUCAUUAUCAAUAGUGAUAUUUUCAAACUCCAUUAUGCCAAUCAGGGUCUGAAUUUAUUUAAUAGAUUUAGUUCCAUUUGGCCCGUAAUUGAUAAAUAAUCAAAAUGUAUCAAUGUACUCAAGCCCAUUUUCACUAACAAUCAAGGAAAAGUGGUCCAUUUACCACAUGACUUGGUCCAAAUUAGGGACUAAAUUGAUGAUCAAUUAAUCCUAGAAAGGGCCAGUAGAGUGUGUGUCCUGCUAGAAGUGGCAGUUAAAUGGAGACAGAGUCAGAUAAGCGUGGUGAUCAGGCAGAGGAGGAAGGCAAGGCGCUGUACUGUAGUAGAUCCACAGAUAACCAACACGCAGACAUCACCGUUAUAUUAUACCCACACUGUACACAUCUGGAAACAAUGGGACAUAUUGGUUAGGCCUAUUUUAUUGUUUGUUUACCAUUACUUUACCUGGUGGUAAGUUGAAUGACAACUCAUCCUCAUUUCUCUUUGACAUUUUGGGGCCUGAGAUUGUACAGCUUUGGGUUUUCAUGUGUUUUUUUCUGUGUUUUUUUAAACUAAUAUACAUUGACAUUUUAGUCAUUUAGCAGACGCUCUUAUCCAGAGCGAUUUACAGUUAGUGAGUACAUACAUUUUUUUUUCAUACUGGUCCACGGUGGGAAACGAACCAACAACCCUGGCGUUGCAAACGCCAUGCUCUACCAACUGAGCUACACGGGACUAAUCUAUGAAUCUAUGAACAAAAAUAUAAACUCAACAUGUAAAGUGUUGGUCCCAUGUUUCAUGGGCUGAAAUAAAAGAUCCCUUAAAUGUUCCAUAUGCACAAAUAGCUUAUUUCUCUCAAAUGUUGUACACAUUUGUUUACAUCCCUGUUAGUGAGCAUUUCUCCUUUGCCAAGAUAAUCCAUCCACCUGACAGGUGUGGCAUAUCAAGAAGCUGAUUAAACGGCAUGAUCAUUACACAUGUGCAUCUUGUGCUGGGGACAAUAAUAGGCCACUCUAAAAUGUGCAGUUUUGUCACACAACACAAUGCCACAGAUGUCUCAAGUUUUGAGGGAGCGUGCAAUUCACAUGCUGACUGCAGGAAUGUCCACCGGAGCUGUUGCCAGAGAAUUGAAUGUUAACUUAUCUACCAUAAGCUGCCUCCAACGUCGUUUUAGAGAAUUUGGCAGUACAUCCAACCGGCCUCACAACCACAGACCACGUGUAACCACGCCAGCCCAGGACCUCCACAUCCCGCUUCUUCACGUGUGGGAUCGUCUGAGACCAGCCAUCCAGACAGCUGAUGAAACUGAGGAGUUUAUCUGUCUGUAAUAAAGCCCUUUUGUGGGGGAAAAACUCAUUCUGAUUGGCUGGGCCUGGCUCCCCAGUGGGUGGGCCUAUGCCCACCCUGUCCAGCCGUGAAAUCAAUAGAUUAGGGCCUAAUGAAUUUAUUUCAAUUCACUAAUUUCCUUAUAUGAACUGUAACUCUGUAAAAUUGUUGAAAUUGUUGCAUGUUGCGUUUAUAUUUUUGCUCAGUAUAGAAGGCCUCAAUGUUGAUUUGUUUUUGUAUGUUGUUUGUAACUAAGCUGUGCUCUUGUCUGUUAUUGUCUCUCCAGGCUGGUGAAGGAGAAGGUUAUGUACGUCAAGGAGACCAAGCUGCAGGAGGAGAAGAUUGAACGACUGAAAGCAGAGGCCUGUGACGAAGAGGCCGACUCAGAUGCCAAGUAUGUCAUCAAGAAACAGGUGGGUGAAAGCUCAGCAGAAUAAAUAGCCUACAUUAAGUAAAAACAUACUUUACACACAUAGGCCUACAUAUACUAACACUUUACAUUAAGUUGCUUUUAAAGUUGUGUAAUAAUGAUGUUAUAACUAUAGUAACAACGUUGUAUUAAGUUUAUUAUGAUUUAGCAAUUGCUUUGUGUAGCACAUUCAUGGUUUAGAACUGGUUUUGUUAUUACAAAAGAUUUUAAUACAAUGUUGCUACCCACUUGGUUACUACACAGGAAAGAGUCGGCCUGAUGAAGUAAUGCAUAAAGAUAAUCUUGUCCUCUAAUGAGGUGUGUGCUUUUAGGAACGUUUUAUUGGAAUUAUAAAUAAUCUGUUAUAUUUUUCUUCGUGAACAUUUUAUUUGUCACCUUCAUGGCUAAAUGUAUAGCUUUCUAAUGUGCUUUAACAAGCUUAUUGUAAAAGAUAAUUAUAGGACAGUACAGAACAGAUGAUACCAGUAGCCCUACAUUCACUGUAAUGAGGUCAGCGUAGUAUCAUUAUGAAGAAUUAGGCUUGGGGUGGGGGGGGGGGGGUCCGUUAGUGAUUUAGUCAUUUUCAGAUUUAAUGACGUUAUGUAACUUUGGAGGAGUUUGAUAAUUACUGACACAUGCUGUUAAUUUACAGCCGCUAGGAGAUCGCUGGCCCAUAUCCUCCUCUGCUCCCUCCCUCUCUUUCUCUCUCCCUCCUUUAUUUUCCCUGCUUAGUGUAGAAUGAGUGAGGAAUGAGAGGCUAUUGGAAGAUAAAGACCCAGUGUGACUUCUGUCCCAGGUGCCCUACUUCAUAACCUUUGUUUUCAUCUCAGAUAUUCUAGGGAUUCCACCUUGUGGAAAGGAUCAUCUGCAAUGAUUUCAUGCCCAAUAGACAACUGGUUCUACUCUUGUAGUAUGCACAUUAGAUAGCUAGUGUAUGUCUGAAAUCAAAGCAGAUGAAAUGCCGCUUUUUCAACAAUCUGUGUUUUCCCCGCAGAAUUACAAGUUCUCUGGUUCGACCAAUUGUUAGGUUUGUUCAUUUGAUGGGGAUCGUUUCAGAAUGUUGAGGGAGCUUUAGGUCUAGGGGUGCGUCCCAAAUGGCAUCUAUUCCUUAUAUAGUGCACUACUUUGACCAGAGCCCUGUGUGAAUAGGGUGUCAUAUAUAGCCAAUAGGGUGCCAUUUGGGACACUUACCAGGUGUAGGUUAGUGGUGGGCAUGGGACUGGGAGAGCAGAUGGAUUAUAGUAGGAGAUGGUCAGGUUGGAGGGCAGGAUGGAUGGAUGGAUUAGAGGUUUUCAUUGUAAAGGAAUCAAUAGGCCUUUAAGUGUAGUCUUUAUCCUGCUGCUGAUGGGAUCAUUCCACUGCACUGGUACUGGGAGGCCACCAUGACCACUCUACCACCUCACCGUGUGCGUCACUGCCUGUGUGUCUCCACCUCACCACUGGAGUUUCUUAGCAGUGUGUUAUGAAUGAGGUGUGUCUGACUCCUCUGUGCUCUUUAGGAUGCCAGUCAGGGGAAUUCCCCAUUCGCUUUGCCUGUAGAGAGACUCAGUUCUGCCUGAACCUCUGGCUCGAACUCAGCUUCCCCACAGGCGUAGUAAUACCUCUCCAUGCCUGAUCACCGUAGUGCUACAUGCCCUGGGCAUAGUAAUACCUCUCCAUGCCUGAUCACCAUGCUGCUACUUCUCUGCUUUGGUCUUCUCCACUCACCCAGGUGUGCCGGAGGCAGAGCGAGGCGAGGACCCCUGCUGCUGCCCAACUCCCUGCCCGAUCAAUAACUCAAUAAAAAAUGUCACACAGGCAGAGAGCUUGUUGUGGGACGUUAACCUUAGCACAGCAUAUGUGGGAUACUAAACCAAGACAUUGCCUAUUGCCAGGAACCACAUGAUGUUAUUGAAGCUGUAACACUUAGUUUUUCAACCUUUAAUACAUUACAUUCUAAAGCAGUGUUUCUAAACCUUUUUGUCGUGUGGUUCUUCUGCUUAGAGGACCUCUUGAAGAAAAACUAACACACACAACUGAUAUGCUUAUAAAUGGUGUAGAUGACGAUCUUCGUCAUCUACACGAUGGUGCUGAUUAAUAACAUGUGUUGUGCUCUCUCUGAAUUCCAGGUGGAGGUGCUACAGGAGUCCAAGAUGAUGAUUCCAGACUGUCAAAGGCGUCUGACCAUAGCACACGCAGACCUGUCCCAGAUACUAGUAAGAACAGCUCUGUUUUCUUCCGGGGGUUAAAAAAAAAAUCUCAUGGAAGCAAUCCUAGUGCAACAGUGACCAAGAUGGAGUCUGUUAGGAAGGAAGACACAUCAAGAGGAACCAGACUCUAGAGGUGGAGCCCAUCCUCCUUUGUCUUGGUUGCUGCAGGUUUAUCCAGAUGUUAGUAUUUUGGGCUUCCAUGUUGGAGUGUGACUUUCAGUGACACUCUCAUCAUGCAGGUGUGUGUGACUGUCUAUAUUGUCUAUCCUGACAGAUAUAAGAAGCCAGAGAAAGGAACACACACCCUUCUUCCACACACAUGCAUGUCUCAGGGUCCUCAGAAUUAGCAGAGAGCAGGAGUCAGGCAGACGUGGCCUCACUGAGACACACGUGCAGAAAGAGGUGGACGGGAGAGGAGGAGAGAGGAAAUCACAGAUGACUCCUCUGUGGGAGGGUAUGAGACGUGACAGGGACUUGUCCCUCUCCACCUCACACCAAAAACCCCUCUCACCCACCUCAACACCCCCCCCCCCCCCCCCCCCCCCCCCCCCCACACACACACACACUCAUUACAGUUCAUUAGCAGUUCUGUCACUGCGGUGGCCACCAUAGGAACCCAGCAGCACUCGAUUAGCACAGAUGUGACCCACUCUCAUACACACUCUUCUGCACUGACUAGAAACGUUGCACUGUGGAAUCAAUGUAUGCAGAUUGUUAAUGUAAAUGUAAAUUUUAUUUAAAUGGACUAUGUAAGGGACGUCUUAGGAAAACAGGUUUUGUAUGAUCAUUUGGUGAAUAGCCAUGUGAAUGGACCGUGGACUUUUCUAGGUUAACUAUGGGUUGAUUGUAGACUGUAAGUUAGAUUUGGUGUUAUGCUAUUUGAUGGGUUAGUAAUUUAAAGUUGUGUGCAUGUGUGAUGGGGUUAGUAUUGAUAUCCUGUAUGUGCUGUGUUUUUCAGGAAACGGAAGAAGACUUGGCUGAAGCAGAGGAGUACAAAGAGGCCAGGACCGUAUUGGAUUCAGUGAAGCUUGAAGGAUGAUGUUCUCACUCUGUAAUGCACUACUUAAAUGUCCAUUCCAUUCGUCUGGGCUUGUUUGGAAUCAUAGACAAACAGAAUCAUUCAGCACUCUUUUUCUCACUCUUUUUUUAUUUUAUUUCUACAUUUGAGAACAACGUGUCGUCUGAUCUUGACAUCCUUCUCCGGAGUGCACAAUCUCACACAAGCAUCAAAUAAACACUUCUUUCUUUUCCUACCAUGGGGGUUUGCUUGGCUGCAAAUGAAGCCUAAUUGUAUUGUUUAUCUCAUUAAAGCUAUAGGACUUAA